This is a messenger RNA of Dovyalis caffra, 1203 nucleotides long. The record is from the annotation of a GenBank genome assembly. NCBI's taxonomy places the organism in Eukaryota, Viridiplantae, Streptophyta, Magnoliopsida, Malpighiales, Salicaceae.
AUGUACAGCUCAAGUCCAGUGACCUACAACAUGGGAUGCAUUUCUUCGAAACUUGUGUCUAGAUCAUUGAGCUUUCAGGAAGAGCUGAAUAAGAGCAUGAAGAGAUCAGCUAAUGGUAUUUCUGCGCUCGAAGAAGCGGCCAUCUCUGGCAACAUCAACGACCAGUUCCUUGCUCUUGUUUGCACUGCCAACACCGUAGCCUGCCAAUACAGAUCUGGGAGUUUUUCAGACAAAUCCAACAAGCCAGUUGUCGAACCUGAUAUCACUCUAACGAAAACUAAAUGGGAAUUUAACUCAAGUCUGGAACAAGAAGGACUAGAAGCACGAUUGCUGCUCCCACAAAUCCCAAGCAUUGAUCUAACAAAAAGAUCAAGAAGCUGUCACUUGUUUUCAACGAAUGAAGUUUCCCGUCCUUCUGUAGAGAGUUUCCAUGGGCUUGAAGAAAACAAAAGGAAUCAGAAGGGAGUAGGGCGUGCAAAGAGUUUCCAUACGAUAGAGGAGUUCGAUGCCCUGAUUGAAAAAUUAAAGCUAUCUACGGAGCAGCAAAUAGGGUAUGAUGGUAAGGGUGACGGUUCAGGAACCAAGGUGCAGCUUAACCAUUUCCAAUCUUCAUAUCAUGCAUCUGACCAUACCAGGGAUGGUAAUGAUAUGCAGGAAAUACAUUCACACAUGAAGGAUAGAACUCCUCCAGAAGCGAACUCCAUCAUCGAAGAGAAUUCCACCUUAUCAACCUCGGAUCAAGUAAGUAGAAAACAGAUUACAAUUCCAAGUAGAUCAAAUACCACCACUGAAUCAGAAACCGUAGAGGAGUCUCCUCAACGACACAUGUUAAACGAAGGUGCUAGAAGGAAGUCCUUCGCAAAGAGGUUAGAAUCGCUUGAAAUUCCACAGGCCAUUGAAUUACCAGCCGUUGCAAGCCUUAGGGAAUGGCUCCGUGCUGGCGGACAAGUCUACUCUCCUGGUGCUUAUAUCACUCCGAAGUUUGGCAGCUAUUCCUUGCCGAUUUGUGGGACUCCAAAUGAAUGCAAUGAGGAGGCGAUUUUCAGUCCAGAUUUAGUGGCUGCUUCUGAGGAGAGCAUGGAACGACUUGAAGCAGAAGCAGAAAGUAUUCUCAAACAGAUUGUGCAGAACUUGGAGCAAGAAAGUACCGUGGAUAAGCAAGCCAAAGAUGAUUUUUUAUCUCACUCGAACUCCCCAGGCUAG